UAAAUUAUAUUUCUUAAAAUAUAACUACCACAUGUAGGUAUGCCCUGAAUGUAAACCCUUAACAGAAUAUAGUUAUUUAAAUAAUAGCAAAUCUUGAUAAAUAAUUAAAGAAACAAAUCAACUAUGUGUACAGUGAUUAAAAUAAUAAUUGCAAUGGUCGUUGUGUUGGGAGAAGAGGUCCAGGAGUCCGUAACAACUGAAGCUGUGGUGGAAGUGGACUAUUCGGAGCUGGUCGGCGAGGCUGAGACACACAAGCACGACAUACUCAGGUUUCUGAACGAAAGCCGCGUGCAGCAGAAGUAUAGGACGUUGUUUAAACAUUUACUAUAUAAGUUGGCUACGUGUGUAAAGUUUGCCAACCAAUCGGCGUUGGGCCAGCGUGGCGGACUAGCCCCUGGCAUUCUUAGAGGAGUCUCGUGCUCAACAGUGAGCCGACUUAGGGUUGGUAAUGAUGAAUCGAAGCUUUCUAGCUGUCUAAUUACUUCUCUGUCUACGUUCAUAAAUACUAGUUUGUAUAAUGAACCAGUUACAGGCUCGACGCGGCGCAUCGUGCUGGGCGUGAACACGUCCAUAGCGGCGGUGCCGUGGCAGGUGUCGCUGCGAGAGAAGACCUACCCCAUCUGCGGCGGGUCUGUCCUCACCGCGCUGUGGCUGCUCACUGCGGCGCAUUGCCUGCUCAGACCCAAAGCAAGUGAGCUCAGCGUUCGGCUCGGUUCAUCAUGGAAAACGCACGGAGGAGAAAUGUAUGACGUCAAAGAGUCUUAUGUACAUCCGAAGUAUCUGAGGAACACCAAAGUGAACGAUGCUGGUCUGGUCAGGCUGUACUCUCCUCUCCGCUUCUCGCCGAGGAUUCUGCCGAUCAGGAUGGUGGCGAAAGGAGCGCGAGUGCCGGCAAACCAAGCAGCUAUUGUAUCUGGUUGGGGAAAAUUGAGAGAGGGUGGUCCCAGUGCGACUUUUCUGCAGUCCUCGACGAUUAGGACCAUUGCUAUGAAGCUUUGCCUUAACUCCGGCCUUGACCGGAACCCCAUAGAUCCCGCCUCCAUGUUCUGCGCGGGCUCAUUCAACCAACCUUCGCCUGAUGCUUGUCAGGGAGACAGUGGCGGGCCCAUAGUGAGUGAGGGCGAACUCAUCGGCGUGGUGUCGUGGGGGCUGGGCUGCGCGCGCGGCAACUUCCCUGGCGUGUACACGCGACUCGCGCACCCGCUCGUCUGGGACUGGGUGCACGCGCACGUCGCGCGCGACCCCGACCCGAACACCACGCUGUGAUAUAGUGAGCGGCGUGUACACGCGACUCGCGUACCCGCUCGUCGUCGCGACACACACACGUCGCGCGCGACUAAUCCAAUUAAAAUUAAAAAUAUAUAUAUAUAUAUAUUUGAUAUCCUCUGUGCUGGCCACUGCAUCAUGUGACACAUCAAAUGAAAGAGCUUGUUAUUAUGAGGAUUUCAAAUAUAUUUUUUUUAAAUUUCAAUUGGUUUAGUCCAGUACAUUCGGAGAAAACAGACAGACAUUAAAAUGUGCGUGAGUGAUAUUAUAAUGGUUCCGUUUUUGUACUACGUACGUUCGAUACCCUACAUAUUAUAUGAUGUAUAGUACUGGCGCUGCAGGCGAGGACAAAUACUUUCUUACGGGCAAAGAAUGAAAUACCAAUGUUUGUCGCCGCAUGCAGCAACAAAAAGAAUUUAGUCAGAACUUUAAAGAUAUUGAGAUACUUGUUUUUCUCUUUUCAGUUCAUUACGCUUAGGGAGUCGGGUUUUUUGUUUUUAUAAUAAUAUUUUUUUUGCUUUUGAAUUGCCGAAGG
Bicyclus anynana (squinting bush brown) is the source of this 1801-nucleotide messenger RNA. RefSeq names its product trypsin beta-like. NCBI's taxonomy places the organism in Eukaryota, Metazoa, Arthropoda, Insecta, Lepidoptera, Nymphalidae. The transcript has 5 exons. Gene Ontology annotation, biological process: proteolysis. The record is from RefSeq and is a predicted model, not a curated record. The coding region runs from base 124 to 1266 and encodes 380 amino acids. Gene Ontology annotation, molecular function: serine-type endopeptidase activity.